CGGCAGCGGGGAGGAAUGCGCUUCCGGAGGCGCAGAGGGAGCAGCGGCGGCGGCGCUUGCAGGGCCCGCCGAUCCCCCUUCCCGGCCAGGCGCUUGGAGGGAGGAGUGGCUUUGCUAGCUGGGCGUGAGGGAGCCGAGGCAUCGCCCUCAGGAGGCCAGGCGCAGCCAACGCGGGGAAAGGGCCUGACGCGUGGAGGAGAAGCAGGAGAAGCGCCAACUUCUUUCUUUCCAGCGCCGCCGGGGGAGGGAGGAGGGCGACAAAGCAGGACCACGGCCAUCAUGGCACAGGGACAUUUGAAAUUGUUCAUCUGGACGGGAUUGUUAAGCAGCCUCAUAGUAUGUGUACUUGCCCAACAAGGUGGGAACAAUUGUAUAAAACAUAAUGCAAAAUCAUGUGCUGACUGUAUACAAGCUGGAUCAAAUUGUGGAUGGUGCAAAAAUAUAACUUUCUUAAAAGAAGGGGAGUCUACUUCAGCAAGAUGUGAUGAUUUGGAAGUAUUAAAAAGCAAGGGCUGCCCUGCGGAUGAAAUAGAAAACCCCAGAGGCUCCCAACAAAUGUUGAAAAACAAGGAAGUAACGAAUCGCAUCAAAGGUCAAACCGGGCCUGAGAACCUCAGACCAGAAGACAUUACCCAGAUUCAACCACAGCAAGUGCACUUGAAGCUACGGAUAGGGGAACCACAGACAUUUUCAUUAAAAUUUAAGAGAGCUGAAGAUUACCCUAUUGAUCUCUAUUACCUUAUGGAUCUCUCUUACUCCAUGAAAGACGAUUUGGAGAAUGUGAAAAGUCUUGGAACUUCUCUGAUGAGUAAAAUGAAGGAUAUAACUUCAGAUUUCCGUAUUGGUUUUGGUUCUUUUGUUGAAAAAACUGUAAUGCCUUACAUUAGUACCACACCAGCCAAGCUCAAGAACCCAUGUACAGGUGACCUUAACUGUACGAGUCCUUUUAGCUACAGGAAUGUGCUCAACUUUACCAAAGAUGGAAGUCUGUUCAAUAAACUUGUAGGUGAACAACAAAUUUCUGGCAAUUUGGAUUCUCCUGAAGGUGGAUUUGAUGCUAUUAUGCAAGUUGCUGUUUGUGGCUCAAAACUUGGAUGGAGAAAUGUCACUCAGUUGUUGGUGUUUUCCACGGAUGCUGGAUUUCAUUUUGCUGGAGAUGGGAAACUUGGAGGAAUUGUUUUACCAAAUGACGGGCAGUGUCAUUUAGAGGAUAACAUGUACACAAUGAGCCAUUAUUAUGAUUAUCCCUCCAUUGCUCACCUUGUUCAGAAGUUAAGUGACAAUAACAUUCAAAUCAUCUUUGCUGUAACACAAGAAUUUCAACCAGUUUACAAGGAAUUGAAGAAUUUGAUUCCAAAGUCUGCAGUGGGAACCCUGUCUUCAAACUCCAGCAAUGUCAUCCAGUUGAUUAUUGAUGCAUACAAUUCAUUGUCUUCAGAAGUCAUUUUGGAAAACAACAAACUACCAAAAGAAGUCUCCAUUGAAUAUAAAUCUUUCUGCAAGAAUGGACUGAAUGGGACAGGAGAUGAAGGAAGGAAGUGCUCUAACAUUUCAAUAGGAGAUGAGGUUAGGUUUGAGAUUAAAGUAACAGCCACCCAAUGUCCAGAAAAGGGGCACACUGAAACCAUUAAAAUCAAGCCACUGGGUUUCACUGAAGAAGUCGAAAUUAACCUGGAGUUCAUCUGCGAAUGUGAAUGUCAUGAUGAAGGAAUCCCGGACAGCCCCCUGUGCCAUUUUGGAAAUGGGACAUUUGAAUGCGGUGCUUGCAGGUGUAAACCAGGACGUAUUGGAAAACACUGCGAGUGCAGUAUGGAUGAAGUAAACAGUGAAGACAUGUCAGGCACUUGCAGGCCAGUGAACAGUACAGAAAUAUGUAGUAACAAUGGAGACUGUAUCUGUGGACAGUGUGUGUGCAGGAAGAGAGAGAACCCCACUGAAGUCUACUCUGGCCAGUUUUGCCAGUGUGAUAACUUCAACUGUGAUCGAUCUGAUGGUUUGAUUUGUGGAGGACAUGGUGAAUGUAAAUGUCGUGAGUGUGAGUGCUGGGCAAAUUAUACAGGCUCUGCUUGUGAGUGCCCUUUGGACAAAACCCCCUGCAUAGCUAGCAACGGGCAAAUCUGCAACGGCAGAGGAGAAUGCCACUGUGGAGUAUGUAACUGCACAGAUUCCAAAUUCCAGGGACCUACGUGUGAGUUAUGUCAGACCUGUCUUGGAGUCUGCGCAGAGCACAAGGAUUGUGUCCAGUGCAGAGCUUUUAACAAAGGACCAAAAGUAAAGAGUUGUGAUGAAGAUUGUUCACAUUUUAAUGUGGUACAGGUAGACCACAGGGAUAAGCUGCCGCAGCCUGGCCAGUUUGAUGCGCUGUCUCAUUGCAAAGAGAAGGAUGAGGACGACUGCUGGUUUUAUUUCACAUAUUCCGUUGACUCAAACAAAGCUGUUGUCCAUGUGGUGGAGACACCAGAAUGCCCAGCUGGUCCUGACAUCAUUCCCAUCGUUGCUGGUGUGGUUGCUGGAAUUGUUCUUAUUGGUCUUGCUUUAUUGCUAAUUUGGAAACUACUUAUGAUCAUUCAUGACAGAAGAGAAUUUGCAAAAUUUGAGAAGGAAAAGAUGAAUGCAAAGUGGGAUACGCAAGAAAAUCCAAUAUACAAGAGUCCUAUUAAUAAUUUCAAGAAUCCAAACUAUGGACGUAAAGCUGGUCUCUAAAUCUCCGGUGAAAAUCCUAUAUACAAGAGUGCAGUGACAACUGUGGUCAAUCCCAAAUAUGAGGGGAAAUGAAAACUGCUUUGUAACUUCACAACACUGUAUGCAACAUAGCAAUUUUGUAGUCACCGUAACCUAGCUUUAGGGCAAUACUGCAAUGAAUUUACUAAUUCAUUACAUUACAUAUAGGUUUGUUUCCUAUGCAGAUUCUGAAAAUGUACAGUAUGUUUUUAUUUUGUGUGUGAAGGGUUUUUCUCUCUGUGUUUGCAAAUAAUCAGUGCCAGGGGACUGACAGAAAACUUGAGACUGCAUAGCCCACUCAACCAAGGUCACGUGGUGCCUUUUUGACCUUUUCCCUCCUGUGACUGGAGUGAAAUGGCUAAAGCAAUCAGUAUGAGGGGCUUAGCGUAGCCAUUAAGUAUUUUAAAAUAAGAUCAGUUUUAGCUUUAUAGACACAUCAGGGCUUGGUUUGCACCUUUAAAAUGCAAGCCAAAUAAUUCCUUGUAAACUUAAUUUUUCUUCUUCUGUAUAAUGGAAUUUACCUUAUUGGGUACAGUAAGUUUUAAUAAGAUGGAAAUCAUGUUGUAAGAGACAAUUUAAUAUGUAUGUAUGCAUUUUAAACUGUCAAAGGCUAUGUGUAAGAAAAUAGGAAGAAAAAAAUAGAUCCAAAACAAUAGCUUUAUUAUUGUGCCAUUUUCUUCAUAAUGCUGUUGGCUGCACCAGUAACCUAGGAACUCUUCUUUGUAAAUUUAAAGUCCUGGCUUUGGUACUUAAAAGUCUUCUGCCAAGACAUUUUUUAACUGCAUUAGGGCCUUAAUUCAUUAGUGGGAUUUUUAAAAAAAACGUUUUUGCUUGGUUUAAAGCCUGGUGCUUUGUCACCUUCUUCUUUAGUGUAUUUACUUUCAUUUUGUGUAAGUUUGUUGUGUCAAAACAACUUGAUUUUUUUUCUUGCAGUCUUGGUUGAAAUUUUGUCUUUACCGUGUAGCUAAGAUUGCAUAAUUGUCGUGUAACAUGACUGUUGGUCAGAAGAUAUCAUUGUUUUGUGCCAUGUACAUUCUGUCAUCUGUUCUAUGCUAGCUACAUUCUUAUUUUAAGUGCCUUUUAUUUUAACAAAUGUUCACUUUUUACAGUGCUAUUAUGGAAGUUAUUUAUUAAAUAAAAAUAUUUAAAACACCA
Messenger RNA from Hemicordylus capensis (graceful crag lizard), 3876 nucleotides. It is a transcript of the gene ITGB1, whose product is annotated as integrin subunit beta 1. Gene Ontology annotation, biological process: cell adhesion mediated by integrin; cell-matrix adhesion; integrin-mediated signaling pathway. The record is from RefSeq and is a predicted model, not a curated record. Gene Ontology annotation, cellular component: integrin complex; cell surface; focal adhesion. The transcript is spliced from 17 exons. Lineage: Eukaryota; Metazoa; Chordata; Lepidosauria; Squamata; Cordylidae. The coding region runs from base 16 to 2703 and encodes 895 amino acids. Gene Ontology annotation, molecular function: C-X3-C chemokine binding; fibronectin binding; collagen binding involved in cell-matrix adhesion.